Sander lucioperca (pikeperch) is the source of this 2207-nucleotide messenger RNA. RefSeq names its product leucine zipper transcription factor-like 1 (gene lztfl1). Gene Ontology annotation, cellular component: cytoplasm. Gene Ontology annotation, biological process: negative regulation of protein localization to cilium. The record is from RefSeq and is a predicted model, not a curated record. The coding region runs from base 301 to 1197 and encodes 298 amino acids. The transcript is spliced from 10 exons. NCBI's taxonomy places the organism in Eukaryota, Metazoa, Chordata, Actinopteri, Perciformes, Percidae.
AAGGCAAUGACGCUAUUCUCCGUUACCAAGGCAUUCUGAAGGCAAACACUAGCUGGAUAGCUAAGCUAGCCAAUCUGCCAGAUAAUCUUAUAGCUAUGAUAUAACCCCCGUUAACUCCUUCACCGAGUUGAAAUAUAUGUCUAAUAUAGUUUACUAGAGCCCUCGAAUCCAGCAUAUUACCAUUACCUUCUAGUCUGUUCGCUACGUGGCCUAAAUUAGAGGCCACCCAUUUUUCUUUUGAAUCAUAUCAGUCUACAAGCUAGCUAACUUAGUAACGUUAACGUUAGCUGCACAGCCACCAUGGCUGAAUUUGGGUUUAAUGAACACCAUCAGAAUGAAGUCAUCAAUUACAUGCGUUUUGCACGUUCAAAGAUGGUCCUGAGACUAAAGACUAUUGACUCAUGCUUUGAAGAACUCAAAGAUAGCAGGCUGGUGGAGGAAACCUUCACAGUGGACGAAGUGAAGGAGAUGCUGGACGGGCUGCAGGCGGUGGUGCGUGGGGAGGUGGAGAUGGAGCUGAUCAACACAGCCCACACCAAUGUGCUGCUGCUCAGGCAGCUCUUCUCCCAGGCUGAGAAGUUUUACCUUCGACUGCAGAGUGAUAUCUCAGAGCUGGAGAACAGGGAGCUGUUAGAACAAGUGGCUGAAUUUGAGAAGACUGACUUUAAAACUGCUAAGAUAAACCAGGAAACAAACAAACCCAAGCUAUUAGCACCACUGAAUGAAGGUGGGGUGGCUGAACUUCUUAACAAGGAGAUAGCGAGACUACAGGAGGAAAAUGAUAAACUGAAGUCCAGGCUGCGGACUUUAGAAUCCCAGGCAAUGAGUGCACUGGAUGAGAGAACCAAGGCAGAAAGGGCUCUGAAAGACCUUCAGAAAGUGCGAGGUGAACAGCAGCUGGCUGCUCAAUCCCAGGAGCUCAGCAGUCUGGAGGACACAGUGGCAGCUCUGAGGGAGGACUAUGAAAGGUCUCUUAGUGCCAAAUCUGCCUCUCAGAAGGAUCUGCAGGAGAACCUGAUCUCUGCCAAACAUGAACUUCUGCGAGUGCAGGAGCAGCUGUCGUUGGCAGAGAAGGAGUUGGACAAGAAGUUCCAGCAAACUGCGGCCUACCGCAACAUGAAGGAGAUCCUGACCAAGAAAAAUGAGCAGAUCAAAGAAAUUCGAAAACGAUUGCAGAGAUAUGAGCCCAAUGAAUGAGUGCUACCCAAGACAGUUGGUUUGACAGGUGUCCAGAGGGUAGGACAGGACCAAAAUGUAUGACUGUUGUUUGGACAAGAAACCAUCAGUUCCACUGCUGUAACACAAGAGAGACAGAAACAAGCGCUUCCGGAAGGAAUUGUUUAUUCAUGCUUUAUCUGGCAUCUUCAGAAGUUAUUGGCUUUAGUGAAGAGUGUGAGCAGGGAUGUUGGCAGUACACACAACUGAUCACACGAAACACGUAGUGACAAAUGAUAGCCUUCUUCAGCUGUGCUUUUUUUCUACGUCUCAGUUUUGGAGCUCACUUACAGUAGCUAGCAGACUUCCCUCAGUGCUCUAUGCAAUUAUUAUAAUGUCCCUGUUUGAAGAGGCCUUGUCCAUUUGCUGAAUUGGACAGAUUCGCACUGUCUGCCUGAAGCGUUAGAGUCUUAUCUAUUGGAUGGUUAUAGGUGAUAUUUAGCUUUCUAGCACUAGGUAAAUGAUUAUUGAUAUUUUUGCUGAUCAGUCUUAAUUUUAGCAGCGAGCUGAGUUAGACCCAAGCAGAUCCCAAGCCAGUUUGUUUAUUAAUAGUGAACAGCUUCAAAGUAAUGUUUCCUGGCCUUCUGAGGUCAAUCCUGCUUUAAUUUGUUACCUAAAGAUUUAAAAGCAUUUCACACAAAAAUAUUUCCAAUGAUCUGACAUUCUGUGAAAGUCUGAUCAUUGAAAAUAUACCAAAAUGGCUGAAUUUAUUUUUUCUGCAUUUGCAUAUUGAAUGAUGUGGAUAGUGAUCUAGAAUGAUUUCCCUACUUCCCUACACAAAGGGCAUAGAAUAUUUUUGUCUGGAAUCUUUAACUGUGUACUUUUCGUAUUGAUGUGGGUGAUGGAGUGUAAGAGAAAAAAACUAAAUGAAUAUAUACAUGAUGUUCAUGAAGUAAUGCUCUUGUAGAGUAUGAUACAUCUACCCUAUAAUACACUAGAUGUGCAUUUGUUUGUAUUGUGCAAAGUAUGGGGUAAUAAAAGCUGUUGAAAAG